Molecule: messenger RNA, 1699 nt
Organism: Acomys russatus (golden spiny mouse)
Lineage: Eukaryota; Metazoa; Chordata; Mammalia; Rodentia; Muridae
Gene: Dnaaf4
Product: dynein axonemal assembly factor 4
Exons: 9
Coding region: 39-1301 (420 amino acids)
Biological process (GO): heart development; cilium movement; inner dynein arm assembly
Molecular function (GO): nuclear estrogen receptor binding
Source: RefSeq, a predicted model, not a curated record
UAGCAACGUAAGGUGGCUCUAGCGUCCCUGGUCCCGCCAUGCCUGUGCGGGUGAGCGACUUCAGCUGGCAGCAGACGCCGGCCGCAGUCUUCCUGUCGCUGCCUCUGCGCGGCGUGUGCGUGCGCGACGCCGACGUGUUCUGUGGGGAAAGUUACCUGAAGGUCAACUUUCCUCCGUUUUUAUUUGAGCUGUUUCUUUAUGCUCCCAUAGAUGAUGGGAGUAGCAAAGCCAAGAUUGGGAAUGACACAAUUCUGUUUACAUUGUAUAAAAAGGAGCCAGUUGUGUGGGAGAGUCUUUCCAUGCCAGGUGUUGACAAAGAGAUGAUGCAGAGAAUAAGAGAAAAGUCCAUUUUGCAAGCACAGGAGAAAGCAAAGGAAGCCACAGAGGCAAAAGCUACUGCCAAGCGGGAAGAUCAGAGAUACGCACUGGGCGAGAUGAUGAAGAUUGAAGAAGAAGAGAGGAAAAAAAUCGAAGAUAUGAAAGAAAAUGAACGGAAAAAAGCAAGUAGAGAAUUGGAAGCUUGGAAAGAAUGUCAAAGAAAAGCCGAAGAACAAAGAAGAAUCCCGAAGAAAGAGGUGUGCCGACAGAGAAAGCAAGCCGAAGAGAGGGCAGCACUGAAACCUCAGAGUUUGCCCAGGAAGGCCCCGCCUGCUCACCUCCCCACAAGAGGGAGGAAUUGGGAAAACAUAUUUUCUGAGAAGUUAAAGGAAGACAGAGUUCCUGCGCCUCGCUCUGCUGGCAGAAUUCAAAUCAGCUUUACCCCUCGAGUAUUCCCAACUGCUCUUCGGGAAUCCCAAGUCGCAGAAGAGGAGGAGUGGCUGCAUAAGCAAGCAGAGGCUCGCAGAGCCCUCAGCACCGAUCUUCCCGAAUUCUGCGACUUAAAAGAAGAAGAGAAGAAUCCAGACUGGUUGAAAGAAAAGGGAAACAAACUGUUUGCAACAGAAAACUAUUUGGCAGCGGUUAAUGCAUAUAAUUUAGCCAUACGACUAAAUAGCAAGAUUCCACUAUUGUAUUUGAAUCGGGCUGCUUGCCACCUCAAACUCAAAAACUUACACAAGGCCAUUGAGGACUCUUCUAAGGCACUAGAGUUAUUGACACCACCUGUUGCCGACAAUGCCAAUGCAAGGAUGAAGGCACAUGUCCGGCGAGGAACAGCGUUCUGUCAACUAGAAUUGUAUGUUGAAGGCUUGCAAGACUAUGAAGCUGCCCUUAAGAUCGACCCAGACAACACAGUUGUACAAAAUGAUGCGGAGAAGAUUCGGAGUAUAAUUCAAGGGACAGCACUGACGUCUCAGGACUAGAGACAGUUAGGAACCGGGUCUCUCUCUGUCAGUACUCUAGGUCAGUGCAGAGCCAAGUGCUAGAGAUCCCUCGGAAAGGCAGUGCCUGAGGCCUCAUACCCAAAGUGAGAACUGCCUGCUUCACCACUUGGUCCCAGCCCGGGGAAGGCAGAGGCAGGCAGGUCUCUGUGAGUUUGAAGCCAGCCUGGUCUAUAUACGGAGUUCCAUGUCAGCCAGUGCUACACAGCGAGACCCUGCUUAGAAACACAAAACAAGGCCCAGCGAACAGGCUGCUUUAGCUCUUGGUCAUAGCUUGGGCUUUGAUGUUGCCAUCUUGAACUGUCCUUGCUCUUGUAACUAAGCAGUUGUUGUUGGGGUCUCCCGGGCACUACUGGGAAUCAAUGGGAUAGAAUUUCCAC